AUGUCUAAUAACACUGAACUUACUAAAAACUCAAAUGAGUGUAAUUGGAUUGAAGAUGCAAUUUCUAAAAAACUUAUUAAGUAUUAUGAAUUUGACCAAUUUUGUAAUCCGCAAGAAAUUGGUUUCGGAGGCCUUGGAAAAGUUUAUCGUGCAAUUUGGAAGAAUUAUUACAAACAUUGUGCACUAAAAUCCUUUUUUAUUUUCAAUGACGCUACACUUAAAGCAAUUGUUCGUGAGAUUCAACUUCAGCAUGAAGUUGAUUUUCAUGAUAAUUUUAUCCGUUUUUAUGGUGUCACAUCCACAACUUCCAGUAUAGAAAUCCAAAAAAAAGAGUAUUUGUUAGUAAUGGAAUAUGCCGACAAUGGUACUCUCCGAAAAUAUUUGAAAGUAAAUUUGGAAAAACUCACUUGGAAUGAUAAAUUCAAUCUUGCAUUCCAACUGGUUUGUGCAGUAUCAUGUUUGCAUAACGAAGGGAUCGUGCAUCGUGAUUUGCACUCUAAUAAUGUGUUAGUCCAUCAGAAUACUAUUAAAUUAGCAGAUUUUGGCUUAUCAAAAAGAAUUGAGGAAACAUCCAACUCUCAAUCAAAAAUAUUUGGAUUAAUUCCUUAUAUUGAUCCAAAAAGUUUUAACAGAAGUACAACAACGCCAUAUAUAUUAAAUAAUAAAAGUGAUGUCUAUAGCAUUGGCGUAUUAUUAUGGGAAAUAGCCAGUUGUCAGCCUCCUUUUCAUGGUAAAUCACAUGAUUUUAGUUUAAUUUCAAGUAUUUUACAAGACCUUAGAGAAACACCCACUCAUGAUACACCUAAAGAAUAUAUAAAAAUUUAUACUGAUUGCUGGAAUAUUGAACCUGAUAAUCGACCAACUAUCAAUCAAGUAGUUGAUGAAUUAAAAGCAAUUAUAACAAAAAAAAAUAUAAUUAUAAAAGAUUUUCACUUAUAUGAUAAUAACAAGGAUAUUCAAUCAUCAAAUAGUCAACAGCCAAUUUUAGAUGUUGAAAUUUCUGAAAGUACUAAUUCAUUACAUGGAGAAUUAUCUCAAGUUAUUCAAAAUUGUAGUAUGAUGAAUACGAAAGAUAUAGAAACUUCAAUAUCAUCAAAUAACAGUUUUGAAAAUAGCUUUAAUAUAAUAGUUAAUGAUAUAAUUAAUCUUCUUGAGAAUGAUUGUUAUGAAAUAGGAAAACAGAUAAUCCUAAAUUACCUUGAUAAUCAUAAUAUGGACUUACAAAAAAUUUAUAAUUUAUUAUUAAACAAUCAAAAUAAUUCAAAUUAUAUUGCUUUACUUGGACAUUUUAACUAUUUAGGAAUUGGAAUCAGUAUUGAUAAACAAAAAGCAUUUGAACUAUAUCAAAAAGCAGCAGAUUUAAAAAAUGCAUUUGGAAUGAAUAAUUUAGGAAAUUGUUAUGAAGAGGGGAUUGGAACUAAUAUUGAUAAAAAAAUGGCAUUUCAAAUGACACAAAUGUCAGCAGAUUUAGGAAAUGCAGUUGGAAUAAAUAAUUUAGGAUAUUAUUAUGAACAUGGAAUUGGAACUGAUAUUGAUGAGAAAAAAGCAUUUGAAUUAUAUCGAAAGGCAGCAGAUUUAGGAAAUUCACCUGGAAUGAAUAAUUUAGGAAAUUGUUAUCAAGAUGGAAUUGGAAUUGAUAUUGAUGAGAAAAAAGCAUUUGAAUUAUAUAAAAAGGCAGCAGAAUUAGGAAAUUCAUCAGGAAUGAAUAAUUUAGGAAAUUGUUAUCAAGAUGGAAUUGGAAUUGAUAUUGAUGAGAAAAAAGCAUUUGAAUUAUAUAAAAAGGCAGCAGAAUUAGGAAAUUCAUCAGGAAUGAAUAAUUUAGGAUAUUGUUAUGAACAUGGAAUUGGAACUGAUAUUGAUGAGAAAAAAGCAUUUGAAUUAUAUAAAAAGGCAGUAGAUUUAGGAGAUGUAGAUGGAAUAAAUAGUUUAGGCGUUUGUUAUCAAGAUGGAAUUGGAAUUGAUAUUGAUGAGAAAAAAGCAUUUGAAUUAUAUCAAAAGGCAGCAGAAUUAGGAAAUUCAUCUGGAAUGGAUAAUUUAGGAUAUUGUUAUCAAUAUGGAAUUGGAACUGAUAUCGAUGAGAAAAAAGCAUUUGAAUUAUAUGAAAAAGCAGCAGAAUUAGAAAAUUUAUCUGGAAUGAAUAAUUUAGGAUAUUGUUAUCAAUAUGGAAUUGGAACUGAUAUUAAUGAGAAAAAAGCAUUUGAAUUGUAUCAAAAAGCAGCAGAUUUAGGAAAUUCAUCUGGAAUGGAUAAUUUAGGAGAUUGUUAUAAAGAUGGAAUUGGAACUGAUAUUGAUAAGAAAAAAGCAUUUGAAUUAUAUCAAAAGGCAGCAGAUUUAGGAAAUUCAUCUGGAAUGGAUAAUUUAGGAGAUUGUUAUAAAGAUGGAAUUGGAACUGAUAUUGAUGAGAAAAAAGCAUUUGAAUUGUAUCAAAAAGCAGCAGAUUUAAGAAAUAAGACAGCUUAA
Messenger RNA from Rhizophagus irregularis DAOM 181602=DAOM 197198, 2460 nucleotides. RefSeq lists its product as uncharacterized. Gene Ontology annotation, molecular function: ATP binding; protein kinase activity; protein binding. The record is from RefSeq and is a predicted model, not a curated record. Gene Ontology annotation, biological process: protein phosphorylation. NCBI's taxonomy places the organism in Eukaryota, Fungi, Glomeromycota, Glomeromycetes, Glomerales, Glomeraceae.